Molecule: messenger RNA, 1338 nt
Organism: Komagataella phaffii GS115
Lineage: Eukaryota; Fungi; Ascomycota; Pichiomycetes; Pichiales; Pichiaceae
Product: Subunit of both the Mdm10-Mdm12-Mmm1 complex and the mitochondrial sorting and assembly machinery
Exons: 1
Coding region: 1-1338 (445 amino acids)
Biological process (GO): protein insertion into mitochondrial outer membrane; mitochondrial outer membrane translocase complex assembly; phospholipid transport
Cellular component (GO): SAM complex; ERMES complex
Source: RefSeq, a predicted model, not a curated record
AUGCUAGAAUAUAUGGAAUAUUUGGAACAAUGCUUUGCAAAGAAUAGUCAAUGGGAUUACAAUAACUUAUAUGAACACGUUUUAGACUCUUCUGCUAGCAUAUUGCAAUUCAAGAUCCCCCAUGGGUUCAAGUUUAGCGUUUCUUCCAGCAGUUCGCCUUACAACUACAACUCGAUCAGCUUCGAAAACAGAGGGAAAGGCAGGUUGAACGGAUCCUUGGCCUACUUUUACACGACACAGGAACUUUCAAAUUACAAAACAUCAAAGAACAUUCCGCUGCAGGAUGUCAUAGAUUCUUAUCGAUUAGUCAAUAUUCCGAAGAACGAUCGAUCCUAUACAGACAAUGAAGAAUCCAAGAGACCAUGGCUCUUAUACGGCAGAAUGUACCUUCCAAGCCAAUCAAUGGAGGCAAUGGCAAUCAAAAGACUGACAGCUAAUACACAACUCAUGUUGAAGGGUGUCAAUAUUCUAAACCCCACCCCAACACCUUUUAACAAUAAGUUAACCUCUCUAAGCUUCUAUUUGCAGUCAAACUAUUAUAAAUGGUCCAGGGAAGCUAUAUUUCUUUCCAGCGAUGCUCUGUUUGGUUUGAGAUUCCUCUAUAAUUUUGGAAACUCCACCAAUCCUCAGUGUACACCUUCCAUCGACUCUAAUAAUAUCUCAACUUUAUCGUUGGGAACAGAGCUAUGGUACGGAGCCAUGAACAUGACGCCCGGGCUUUCGACGACAUUAAGAUAUACAUCAUUCUCUGUGACAGGGAAUCCAUUAACUUUCACACUAGCAUGUAACCCUAUUUUGGGGUCUGUCUCUACUACCUAUUCUAUCAAGACGAACGUAUUUACAACUCUAUGUUCCAAAUUUGAUUUUAAUUUUUACUCUUACGAGAGUGAUCUCACGAUCGGAUGUGAUUUAUGGCGAUUUGGUAAUAAUGAAGAUGUGCCAGAUUCGAAUCCGACACCUUUGCCUUCUAAGGAACGGGAACUUUUCAUUCCAUUGCAUGAUCAUCAAUUAGUGUUUCCAGAGCAAGAGAAAGCCAAAACCAUCUCCAAUGAGCCCAAAGAUUACGAAAGCGAUCUCUUAUUGAAAUUCCUGGAGAUUCAAGGCAUAAAAACCGCUCGUCAAAGUGUAGCCACAAUCAAUAACUUUACCCAAAAAAUCAAAAAUGCACCAUUUACAAGUGCCCUGAAAUUAAAUACCAGUCUUAAGAAUCAUACAGUAAAUUUGAUGUGGGAAGGUAAAUAUAACGAUUUCCUCUUGAGUACGGGCUGCUCACUUAAUUUAGAUCUCAAAAGACCAAAUGUGGAUGGAUUCGGUCUUCAAAUCCAAUAUUCUUCUUAG